GUGGGAGCUCCAGUUCUUCUCCAGUGACCUCCAGCGGUGGGACACCCUCUCCUCUCAACCCCCUGCUCUCUCCAUCGUGCUCACCUCCUACGUUUCACUUGUCAGCCAGCAACAUCGGCGUGUCGUGCCCCGAGACCUACCUACACAACCUCAACCUGCCCCUCUACUACAAGAUCUGUCCUACGAGCUUCUUAAGACAACAGCCUCUCAUCUUUCCAAGCCACGAGAAACUAGCAGGUGCCAACCCACAUCUUGUACCCCACUUGAUGGUGGACGUGCCAAAACUGUCUUCCCUCGGCAUAACCAAUCUGAAAAAUACUAAAGCCGAAGAGUUCAGCGGGCAAUGUCUACAAGGACCCAGUUCUGCUAGUCAAAUGCUGUAUGGAUUACAUACAUCUGGAAACAUUUUCCCAUCAAGUCCCAUUGCUCGGGAAGCACUUAAUUGUUCUUUACAUCCUCCAUAUGGCUUGUAUGGUUAUAACUUCUCCAUGCCAUCUAGACUGAUGAACGCAGCAAACCAUUUCAAAGUGAGUGACAGCAUCCCGGCGUCUCUGCGAGAUGGCAGAUGUCACCACUCCAGCUGGCACCCGACCAUUAACCUUUAG
Molecule: messenger RNA, 605 nt
Organism: Antrostomus carolinensis (chuck-will's-widow)
Lineage: Eukaryota; Metazoa; Chordata; Aves; Caprimulgiformes; Caprimulgidae
Product: T-box transcription factor TBX22-like
Exons: 1
Source: RefSeq, a predicted model, not a curated record